Messenger RNA from [Candida] anglica, 1122 nucleotides. The record is from the annotation of a GenBank genome assembly. NCBI's taxonomy places the organism in Eukaryota, Fungi, Ascomycota, Pichiomycetes, Serinales, Debaryomycetaceae.
AUGCUAUCCUAUAGAACGAGGGGCUAUAACGGAUAUGGAGUUCAAUAUUCUCCAUAUUUUGACAAUAAGAUCGCUGUUGCAACUGCAUCAAAUUAUGGCCUUGUUGGGAAUGGUCGUUUAUUCAUUUUAAAUAUUGAACCAAAUGGACUGAUAACGAAUGAAGUAUCAUGGGAAACUCAAGAUGGACUCUUUGAUAUUGCCUGGAGUGAGAUCCAUGAGAAUCAAUGUGCCGUUGCCAGUGGUGAUGGGUCAAUUAAAUUGUUUGAUCUUAAAGUUCCCAACUUCCCUGUAAUGAAUUGGAAGGAACAUACUCGGGAAGUAUUUGCUGUUAAUUGGAACUUGGUGGACAAGACUAACUUUGUAUCAGCGUCAUGGGAUGGUAGUAUUAAGGUUUGGUCUCCACAGAGACAAGAUUCAUUGUUAACCCUUAAUCUGCAAGUAGACUUCACUACCAAGGCGUCUCCCUUACCACAGACGGCCAAACCACCAUUAUCCCAUCAACAGAAUCAUCAACAAAAUGCCAAUACUGCCAAUUGUAUAUACAAUGCCACUUUUUCUCCUCAUUCUCCAUCUACCAUUAUUAGUUGUAAUGGUUCCUCUCAUGUUCAAGUUUGGGAUAUUCGUUCUCCACAUCCACUUCAAUUGGAUUAUGUUGCUCAUGGAGGUUUAGAAGCUCUUAGUUGUGACUGGAAUAAGUAUAAAUCUACGAUAGUAGCCUCUGGAGGUACAGACAAAUCAGUGAGAAUCUGGGAUUUACGUAUGAUUACUAAAAUAGAUCAACCAAACUCUCACUCCCCUAUGCCUGCCUAUCACAUUAGAGGUCCUACACCACUUAAUGAGAUGUUAGGACAUGAAUUUGCAGUAAGGAAGGUACUUUUUUCCCCACAUGAUUCACAAGAACUUAUUAGUACUUCAUAUGAUAUGACUUGUAGAGUUUGGAGAGAUAUGUCUGAUGAAAAGGCCCGUUUCCUUAAUGUGGCAGAAGGUAACAACAAGGGUGUGAUGCGUGCACACAAAGAGUUUACUAUUGGGUGUGACUACAGUUUGUGGGGAGAACCAGGAUGGGCUGUGAGUACUGGUUGGGAUGAAAUGGUUUACGUAUGGGAUUCAAAGAGAUUGUAA